Messenger RNA from Clarias gariepinus (North African catfish), 5445 nucleotides. RefSeq names its product mbt domain containing 1 (gene mbtd1). Gene Ontology annotation, cellular component: nucleus. Gene Ontology annotation, biological process: regulation of DNA-templated transcription. Gene Ontology annotation, molecular function: zinc ion binding. Bases 474 to 2495 code for a protein of 673 amino acids. The transcript is spliced from 17 exons. The record is from RefSeq and is a predicted model, not a curated record. NCBI's taxonomy places the organism in Eukaryota, Metazoa, Chordata, Actinopteri, Siluriformes, Clariidae.
CUCCAUUCCAAUCCUCUUUGUUUUGGUUGUCAGUCUGCAGCGAAGCUAGCGUUAGCCUGCUAACUAGCCUAACCCGCGGAACGGCGCUCUUUCAUCCCCAGAGCCCGUGUGUUACCCCGCUGACAUCUGUGUGGGGAGGAAUUUCACCGCGGCCUUCUGUGUAUUUCUGCGUUUUGUGAAGCACUUGAGCCCGACGCCCAUGGUGUAGCUGGGUUUGUAGUGUUGUAGCUAGCUUCAUGGCUAACUGGCGUUAAUCCAACAAUGUUCACAACAAACCCAGGCGGCAGCUCAGUGCUCAGGGAACCUGUUGCAUAAAAUAAGGACCAACCGUUUUUUCAGUCAGAUCUCGAGGGGGACAAAUUAAUGCAUAUGAGUGCUACAUGAUUUGUAGGUAUCAUUUGCUAAGCUGAAAAGCCUGGAAGCUGGCUGAACGCACUUCACGGUCAGAAAGGAAGAGAAGAGACUCGUUUGGCAUGUUUGACGGGUAUGAGAGCAGCGAGGAGUCGAGCAGCAGCUCCAGCACAGAGGACAGCGAGGAUGAAGAGCGCAGUCUUCCUGCCGGUCUGCCAAUCAUCAAGAACAAUGGGCAGGUGUACACCUAUCCAGAUGGAAAAGCCGGCAUGGCAACGUGUGAAAUGUGUGGAAUGGUCGGGGUCCGAGAUGCUUUUUACUCCAAAACGAAGCGGUUCUGCAGCGUAUCCUGCUCCAGAAGUUACUCCUCCAACUCGAAAAAAGCCAGCAUAUUGGCCAGACUUCAGGGGAAACCACCAACAAAAAAAGCAAAGGUCUUACAGAAACAGCCUCUCAUGGCAAAAUUGGCAGCUUAUGCACAGUAUCAAUCGAAUCAGCAAAGCCCAGCGAAAUCAAAAUCAGCUGUCCCUGUUGAGGGCUUCAACUGGGGUCAAUACAUUUGUAGCAAUAACCUGAUCGGGGCUCCAGUAAGCUGUUUCAGACACGUCCCCAUGGGUUCAUUCUGGGGUGACAUUACAGAGGGUGUGAGGGUCGAGGUUCUCAAUUCUGACACAAAUCUCUCUACCAAAGUUUACUGGAUAGCAGGGAUUGUUAAAUUGGCAGGUUUUAAAGCACUUCUUCGAUAUGAGGGAUUCGAUAACGACUCGAGCCACGACUUCUGGUGCAAUCUGUGCGUCCCGGAAAUUCAUCCUGUUGGAUGGUGUGCCUCGAACGGUAAACCCCUGGUACCUCCUAAAUCAAUCCAGCAUAAGUGCUCUAACUGGAAAGUGUUUCUCGUGAAGCGACUCACUGGAGUAAAAACUCUACCACCUGACUUUCCCAAAAAGAUGCAGGAGAGCAUGCAAUACCCGUUUAAGAAGCUGAUGCGUGUCGAGGUGGUGGAUAAAACUCAUCUAUGCCGGACGCGUGUAGCUCUGGUGGAGCAGGUGAUUGGGGGCAGACUGCGACUCGUCUAUGAGGAGAGCCAGGACGGGUCUGAUGACUUCUGGUGUCACAUGUACAGCCCACUCAUCCAUUCCAUCGGCUGGUCAAGGAGCAUCGGCCACCGCUUUAAAAGAUCUGAGGUGUCAAAGAAAAUCGAGGGACUGAUGGACGCCCCGCCCCAGUUAUUUCUGAAGGUGAAGGACGUAGACCAGAGCGGCGAGUGGUUUAAAGAUGGCAUGAAGUUGGAAGCAAUAGACCCUCUCAAUCUCUCAGCUAUAUGUGUCGGUACUGUAAGAAAGGUGUUGGCAGAUGGGUACCUCAUGAUUGGGAUCGAUGGCUCAGAAGCAGCAGAUGGCUCUGAUUGGUUCUGUUACCACUCCACCUCUCCCUCCAUUUUCCCAGUGGGCUUCUGUGAAAUCAACAACAUUGAGCUCACGCCUCCAAGAGGGUACAACAAACUGCCAUUCAAAUGGUUUGACUACCUCAGAGAAACAUGUUCAAUAGCAGCCCCUGUGAAGCUCUUUAAUAAAGAGGUCCCGAAUCACGGCUUCCGCGAAGGCAUGAAGCUGGAAGCGGUAGACCUAAUGGAGCCACGUCUGGUGUGUGUAGCCACCGUAACCAGGAUUGUCCACAGACUCCUGCGCAUUCAUUUCGAUGGCUGGGAGGACGAGUAUGACCAAUGGGUGGACUGCGAGUCGCCAGACCUUUACCCUGUAGGCUGGUGUCAAGUCACUGGCUACCAGCUCCAGCCACCUGCUGCACAGACCUCGAGGGACGUGCCACCAAAUGUGACGAAGCAGAAAAAGAAAGCUCCGCAGUACAAAGGACAAAAGAAAAAGAGGAAGAUUCCAGUUGGGAGGAGGCCGCUCGGGUUUGGUGGGUCUCUGAGGAGGAGCAGUUUCUCAGGCGAUGAAGAGCAGACUCCGUCCCUUUACCUUCCCCACCCACCUGGUGUGGAGCGUGAUCGCUCACUCAAUUCAGAGGCCACACUGCAGAUAAAGGAGGAGACUCCAGAGGUGGACGAGUUCACCUUCUCCCAGGGCACAUCAGACCAAGAGAGCAACGGCUCGGGCAGUUACUACAUCAAACAGGAGCCGUGAGAGUCGGCCCUGCUGGAGCCUUACCUCACUGCCAACAGCACUGGAAGAUCCUGUUCAGAGCAACACACACACACACACACACACACACACACACACACACACACACACACACACACUCAUGGCCUGGGAGAACAGGGUGACCUUACUUCCUCUUGCACGCCAGGUCUUUUCCUUUUCAGGUAAGAAAAGCUGAUGAAGAGACAUUAAGAGUUCUGAGAAAGAAAGCUAGACAUGAUGGGGAUUUUCUUUGCGAAGGGGAUAUUUCCUGACUUUUGUUCGAUCAGUUUGCCAGAUGGACUUUUUCCUCAGUGAUCAUUGUACUUGAAGUUUUAGUAGCUGUUUUUUGUUUUUUUGUUUUGUUUUUUGUUUUGUUUUUUUCUGUAACAUUUUCAGUAACCUUUUUUGCUUUCCUUUUUUUUCUGGGUAAUUUCCAAGACCAUGUGUCUCAUGCGCUGAUUUAUUUCAGAAGCCCAUUUAUUAUUAUUAUAAUUUUUUUUUUUGAUGGGUGUGGAUUUUUGUAAGAGCAGUAAAAAUCUAUAUUGAUAAAGUAUAUCCAUAUAUGUAUGACAUUAACUAAAUAGUAGAGUAGUGGAGUAAGGGUUAAUAUUCUAUUGGUCAUAAACCUUCCUGGUAAGAAGAGGUAUAGCCUAAUGGAAAACACUGUCACAUUUUGCACUACAGGGAUGUAAAAUUAAAUGUAUAUCAGCCUGUGAAAAUGUUGAAGUUACAGCUUUAUUGUAUUAAAACGACAAACAAAUGUACAAUAUGUAUAGUGGCUGACGAGUCGACCGUUCAGAGAGGGGAUACUUCGCUCUAAUCAGCAUUACAAUAUGCAAGAACAUUUCUUUGAUAUGAAGCCAGUGUUGAUUCUCUCUUGAUCUCAUACGUGGAGCCAUUUUUCUAUACUGGUUUAAGUAUUUUAUGAGCCACAGAAUAAACAAAAAGAAGAACAUGACAUUUACUAGCCACUCGACACUACUUUUGCCAUGAUCUUAAGCUCAAACUUUUCUGUAUAUCGCUGAGAUAUGAGGUCUGAGAUCAUCCCUGAACUCCAGGACAGUUUACCAGCCUCUCUGCUUUUGUACCGAACCAAUGACUGAUUACGCCUAGAACCCUGAGAGCAAUCGGCGUCGAUCUGAUGUGUUCGAAUCCGAACCGCCAUUCCAGAAUAAAUGUUUUUUUAUUUAUACUACCUCUUUAAAAUGAGUUUUAAAAAAAAUUAAAAAGUACAUCUGCUAAGGGUUCACGUGUAAUCACACUGCUUUCGCUCGGUUCCCGAACCAUCUUCCUGCAAUAGCUAGUUUUCACUUACCAUCGGAAGGACUAUAAUUCACCGUAUGCAAAAUAAGUUUAUAAAUUCACAUGCACCAUAUAUUAUACUUUACAAGUUACCAAACAUUUAUAUUUGUUACAUAUUGUGAUAUUGAGAGUCCUUAAAAUUGAAGAUAUGCAAUAAUACAGUAGUGAUGUUUUACAAUGUCUUAUUCUCUAAAAAAACAAAACAAACAAAAAAAAACAAUAAAUAAAUAAAUAAAUAUCAGAACGCAUAAAUAUAUACGUACAUUCUAUAAACCUAAAUCAGAUACUCUUACAAUAUGUUGUAAAACUGUGAUGAUUUUGUAGAAGCUAGACUUUCCCUCUUAUGGACUAUGUUGAGUGUUGUAUUAAAAAAAGAAGAAAAAACAAGCAAAAAAAAAAGAUGAGCGAUAUUGUUUGCAUAGUGAUUUAUAUAAUUCUUCUAUAAGUAUAAUGUCUAUCAGUCAGUACCCGUGAGGCUGUUGGUGAAUUUCUCAGGAAAUCUUGUAUUUCAUUGGCUUGUUGUUUUUUUUUGUUUGUUUGUUUGUUUUUUGCCUCUCUCUCCUCAUUUUACAGAGUCCAGGUUCCAUAAUUGAUGUGCUUUCAUUUACAGUACCUCAUAGUCAUUUAUAACUCAGAAACCAAACGAAAUCUUUCUAAAGCCCUGUCAGUCUAACCCAGUCCUGCAAGAGCCACAGCACUGCACUGGUUUGUGUUUCACUGCGCUCGUGUGCCUGAUGAGGGUCUACAGAUCAGGUGUGAGUAGGAGGAGGGGAAAACCCCGUGAAACGCUGCAGUACUCUUGUCAGUUGCUUUUAUCCCCUCUACUCCUCUGUGUGCCAGUUUCAAGAUUUUCACCUAGCUAGAUGUUGAUCAUUUACGGUGUUUUUUCAUUUUGUUUUAAGCUCUAUAUGACAUCUGUUGAAGCAAUAAGAUGUUGCGCUACAAUGUUGUCAUAUUGACGUGGGUUUGCUUUGUACAUUUUGUAAAGAAAUUUUGCUUUACUUCCAUUUGACUGUUCACUUGUGGUCUUCUAAAGCAGUCUCAGUUUUUCUAUAUAGGCUAUUCCUCAAAAUCAUAGCAUCAGGACUACAGUCAACACUGGUUUGAUGUCAGUUUAAGUAAUUGUUUUUAUUAUUAUUAUUCAUAUUUUCUAUUUUUUGACCAAAUUCACCUAAAUGUCUGCAUCUAUCGACAUGACUGUUUCAAGGCAUGAGAUUUUUGCUGCUACCCUUAAAUCAAUCGUAACACACCCUAACGCACAACUUCACCUUUAAAGCUAAAAACCGUUUAUUCUCGACAGCAAAUGUGAUGCCUUAUCAUGUUUAUUCAAUAUUAGAAAUGUUAAAAACAUUUUCUAAGAGUAAAAAAAAAAAAAAAAAGUAAAGGGAUAACAAUGUGCAGUAGGUUGAUAAUCAUCAGUGCAUGCAGCAGCGCGAGAAUCCAAGAAAGACCAGCGCUGUUCCGGUCUCGAAUACUAACACGGGUUUUUGUGAUAUUUUUCCCUGUCCUUAGUAAUGACAUCAUGGUGCUAUAUAUUUGAUAACUCAUUCGCUUAAACUAUGAGAGGAAAACAAGUCCGUAAUUUUAAGGUGGAGACUGAACAUUAAAGUGAAAUCUUAAAAACAAAGAAACAAAACAAAAAAAAAAGAAA